AUGUCUGACAAGCCCGGUAUGGUGGAGAUUGAGAAGUUUGAUAAGUCGAAAUUGAAGAAAAUGGAAACGCAAGAGAAAAACCCACUGCCUUGGAAAGAAACGAUUGAACAGGAGAAGCAAGCAGGCGAGUGGUAAUGAAGCGUGCGCCGCCAGUGUGCACUGUACAUUCCACAAGCAUUGCCUUCUUAUUUUACUUCUUUUAGCUGUUUAACUUUGUAAAAUGCAAAGAGGUUGGAUCGAGUUUAAAUGACCUGCUACCCCUGUUCACAUCAAAGAAUGGAGAACUACUGACAACGUAGGCCGCGCCUGC
Messenger RNA from Cervus elaphus (red deer), 310 nucleotides. RefSeq names its product thymosin beta-4-like. NCBI's taxonomy places the organism in Eukaryota, Metazoa, Chordata, Mammalia, Artiodactyla, Cervidae. Gene Ontology annotation, biological process: actin filament organization; regulation of cell migration. The record is from RefSeq and is a predicted model, not a curated record. The transcript has a single exon. Gene Ontology annotation, cellular component: cytoplasm. The coding region runs from base 1 to 135 and encodes 44 amino acids. Gene Ontology annotation, molecular function: actin monomer binding.